UCGCGCUCCGGGCUCCGGGCGCGCCGGAGCCGCUCCGCCGCCUCUGCCCGCCCCCCACGCCCCUUGCGCGCCGCGCCCCCACCCCCGGGGGUGCUGGUGGUCAUGGGCUCGCGCCGCGUCCGCCGCCGCCCAUUGAAGGCGCCCGAGCCCCGGGGCGCGGCGGGCAGCGGCCGCUGACGCGGGGCGCCGGCUGCCAACUUCGCGCGCGGAGCUCCCCGGCGGCGCGGGCGGCAUGAAGACGAGCCGCCGCGGCCGAGCGCUCCUGGCCGUGGCCCUGAACCUGCUGGCUCUGCUCUUCGCCACCACCGCCUUCCUCACCACGCACUGGUGCCAGGGCACGCAGCGGGUGCCCAAGCCGGGCUGCGGCCAGGGCGGGCGCGCCAACUGCCCCAACUCGGGCGCCAACGCCACGGCCAACGGCACCGCCGCCCCCGCCGCUGCUGCCGCCGCCGCCGCCGCCGCCGCCGCGGGGAACGGCCCCCCCGGCGGCGCGCUCUACAGCUGGGAGACGGGCGACGACCGCUUCCUCUUCAGGAAUUUCCACACCGGCAUUUGGUACUCGUGUGAGGAGGAGCUCGGCGGGCUUGGUGAAAAAUGUCGCAGCUUCAUUGACUUGGCCCCAGCAUCAGAGAAAGGGGUCCUGUGGCUGUCGGUGGUCUCCGAGGUGCUCUACAUCCUCCUGCUGGUGGUCGGUUUCAGCCUCAUGUGUCUCGAGCUCUUCCACUCCAGCAAUGUCAUCGACGGGCUCAAGCUCAACGCCUUCGCGGCCGUCUUCACGGUGCUCUCAGGCCUCCUGGGAAUGGUAGCUCACAUGAUGUACACGCAAGUAUUCCAGGUCACCGUGAGCCUUGGCCCCGAAGACUGGAGACCUCAUUCCUGGGACUACGGGUGGUCUUUCUGGAUGGAGAAGGGGGAUGGGAACGAGGAAGAGGACCUCCGCUUGGAUUGUCGCCACGAGAGAUACCCCGCCCGACACCAGCCACACACGGGAGACUCCUGGCCCCGCAGUUCUGCACAGGAGGCAUUGGAGCUGAACCGCCAGUGCUGGGUCCUGGGGCACUGGGUGUGACAGUGACCCAGCCGGGCUCCAGUCCUCAGGCCGUCAUGGGCACCAGCCCCCUGCCACCAGACCGCUAGUCUGGCGCUUUCAGAAACCUGGUCUGUGUGCUGCGAACUCAGCCAGCCUGCGUGGAGGACACGUGGCCCGCCCUGCCCCCCACGGCCUGGGUCUCAGGCUGCUGGAAUCGGGGCCUGGGUGGCUCGAGGGAUGUGGCACAGGGCUGCACAGCGUGACUUUGGGAUCGCAGCUGCUAACUCUUGCCCCCACCACAUGCAGAGCCCUGCUGGGACGCUGAGAAAGACACAUGGACGUCGGCCACUGAAACCUGGGAUCCAUGAGCCAGCCGGGAAGUUCAGGAGGCCCCCAGCGUGCAGAGCCCUGUGGGGGAGGGGCAGGGAAUGGGUGGGGCUUCUCGAAGGAGGGGCAGCAGCACUCCAACGCGGGGGGGUCCACACAGCAGGCACACAGCAGGGGCUCAAUAAAUGCUUGUUGAAUCUGU
Sus scrofa (pig) is the source of this 1559-nucleotide messenger RNA. RefSeq names its product GSG1 like (gene GSG1L). Gene Ontology annotation, cellular component: plasma membrane; postsynaptic density membrane. Lineage: Eukaryota; Metazoa; Chordata; Mammalia; Artiodactyla; Suidae. The record is from RefSeq and is a predicted model, not a curated record.